AUGGCUGCUCUCGCUGCGCUACUUCCAAAACCUGUUUAUGAGGCCGUCGUCUCUGACGAUGAGGAGGACAUCGUUCGGCCGUCUGCCCCUUCACAGUCGCAACAAGUAAUCUCUACACGCAUUCCCGUUCCGCCGUAUGGACAGCGCAAAGGAUGGAAACCCACUAGACCGGAGGAUUACGGCGAUGGCGGUGCGUAUCCGGAGUGUCAUGUAGCACAAUAUCCAUUGGAGAUGGGCCGGAAGAAGGCUUCAUCAGGGAACACACUAGCAUUACAGGUCGACAGUGAAGGCAACGUUCGUUACGAUGCAAUUGCCCACCAAGGACAACGACCCGACAAGCACAUUCAAUCUCAAUUCAAAGACCUUGAAGUCCAGGCGACUGCCGACAAAACGCGUGCGGCCCUUGAAAAGCUCGUCAACGGAAAAAUCAAAGCUGCACAACCUAAAAACUGUUCCAGAUACAAGCGGAUAAUAAAGAUGUCGGAAAUUGUAGAGGAUCCUCUGGAACCGCCCCGCUUCAAACACAAGAAGAUUCCUAGAGGGCCCUCCCAGAGUCCACCUAGGAAAGCCACCGCUGCUGAGCAAAAGGAGUGGAUGAUACCGCCAUGUAUAUCAAACUGGAAGAACAACAAGGAUGGCAGAGGUCUACAAGACUCACUGUUUGUUGCCGACCGACAUGCACGCGAGGAAGUCCGGCAGCGGUCGCUCAUGCAGCAGAAACUGAUGCAGAAAGAGAAAGCCUCGAAGGAAGAGAACUUGCGUAUGCUGGCACAACGUGCUCGAGAGGAACGUGGCUGGUGUUGCUACCCAAACCAACCUGCUCAGGGCCAGGCGGCCUAUGAAAGCCUCUCUGGCCAACUAUGGAAGCGACAGCGACUAGCGAUUCCGACUCUAAUGAUAGUGCUGAGGACGAAGACUGCCCGAAGAAUACGUGACGAGAUGCGGCAGGAAAAGAGACGGGAACGAGAGCGGGAGAUGAGGAUGAACAACAUGGGUGCAGAGCAACGCGCUAAAGCAGCUUGCUCGUCAGCAGAAUCGGGAUAUAUCGGAGAAGGUCGCUCUCGGUCUUGCAAAGCCGACAUUGCGAUAUACAAAGCUCGAGGCAACAUUGCAGAGGGCAACGAUGACUCGUUCGGUGGUGGUACUGAUGAGGGCAUUGGGAAGGCUUUGGACAAUGAUCGGUUUGGCCUGGGUCAAGUGCGGGUUGGGUUUGAAGGUGCUAACGAACAAGAAGUUCGGGAAGGCCCGGUGCAGUUCGAGAAGGAUACCGGUGAUGUGUUUGGUCUCAACCAGUUCUUGGAUGAAGCGAAGACUGGUAAAAAGAGGGGGCUGGAUACUACAGCAAAGCGGCAACAGCUGGAGAAGGCUUCGGAGAGGGAGUAA
This is a messenger RNA of Desarmillaria tabescens, 1383 nucleotides long. Its product is annotated as SKIP/SNW domain-containing protein. Lineage: Eukaryota; Fungi; Basidiomycota; Agaricomycetes; Agaricales; Physalacriaceae. Gene Ontology annotation, biological process: mRNA splicing, via spliceosome. The record is from RefSeq and is a predicted model, not a curated record. The transcript has 11 exons. The coding region runs from base 1 to 1383 and encodes 460 amino acids. Gene Ontology annotation, cellular component: spliceosomal complex.